This is a messenger RNA of Drosophila takahashii, 1176 nucleotides long. Its product is annotated as putative gustatory receptor 36a. The record is from RefSeq and is a predicted model, not a curated record. Lineage: Eukaryota; Metazoa; Arthropoda; Insecta; Diptera; Drosophilidae. Gene Ontology annotation, biological process: sensory perception of taste. Gene Ontology annotation, cellular component: membrane.
AUGACCGACUGGGUCUGUUUGUUAUUGAAGGCAGUCUACUAUUAUGGACAUCUUAUUGGUCUUGGAAACUUUGAGAUUGACUGGCGGACAGGUCGUGUCUAUACGUCCCCAAGCAGUACCAUCUACGCCCUCGCAACCAACGUCAGCAUUUUUAUUGUCCUGUUGUGGCAAAUCUUGGAACAAACUGAUCCCAAUGUGUUUUUUGGAAAUGCAAAUAAGCUGCUCGUAGCUGUUAUCCUUGUUUUGGUCGGACUGAGAGUGGCUUCAGGACUUCUCACCGUUCACAACAGAUGGCACCAGCGAGCCAAAUUCAUCCGCUUGGCCAGAAAAGUGCUCCGGUUAUUUCUGGAAAAGCCGCAGGUGAAAAGAAUGUGCCGGUGGAGAAUUCUUAUCAAGUUCAUCAUAGCCAUCGUCACUGACCUUCUGCAAGUGGCAAUCACCUGGGAUUCAGUGGGUCGUGUGGAUUGCAAUCAAUUUAUUGGAAUGACCUUGCAGUUUUGGAUGUCGACCAUUAUAAAUUUGGCCAUAUCGCAGCAUUAUCUGGUAGCACUUUUCGUUCGGGCAAACUAUCAUCUGCUAAACACAGAGCUGCGACGGGUGGUCAACGAAAGCAGGAUUUUGAGUUACCUCCCCCAAAGAAAAGGGGCUUUCAUGACCAGGUGUUGUUCCUUGGCGGAUCAGUUGGACAAUAUAGCUAAGCUACAAUCCCAACUGCAAUCCAUUGUGACCGAGUUAAAUGCGGUCGCCGGUGCUCAAGGGCUAAUGGUGUAUGGCGGAUACUACUUAUCCUCAAUAGCUACAUACUACUUGACGUACAGUAUCCUCAAAAAUGGUCUUGAAAAUCUGCAGUUAACUGUCCAAGCUGUGAUAUUGGCCUUUAGUUGGUGCUUUUUCUACUAUUUGGAUGCCAUGAUCAAUCUGUUCACGAUGUUUAAUCUGCUAGAUGAUCACAAGGAGAUGAUACGAAUACUUCAGGAGAGAACGCUGUUUGCAUCCGGCUUGGAUGUUCGUUUGGAGGAAUCCUUUGAAAGCUUUCAAUUUCAAGUGAUACGAAACCCGUUUCAAAUUGAAGUUAUGGAAAUAUUUUCUAUCACACGCAGUUCCAUUUCGGCCAUGUAUGGAUCUCUAGUAACGCAUACAAUAUUUCUUAUUCAAUACGACUUGGAAUAUUUUUGA